AAUCAAAAGCCUCAAUUGAAUCCCUUUUGAUGAGAAGCUCUAUNUUUUUUCCCCUUUCCACUAAUUCCUUAUCUAUCAAAACCCCAAUUCUCAAUUCUUCAUGCCCACACUCUCCCUCUAUCUCUCCCCCAUGGCAGCUUCCCAGUCUCUCCCAUCUUUCCGUCACUCUCUCCGCCGCCGCCGCCUCCACCACCCUAAUGUCUCUUCCACCCCUCUCCCCUCCACCUCUCUUUACCUCAAACCAACCCCCACCGCCGCCACCACUGGCACUGCCACUGCGACUGCUACUGCCAUUGCCACCUCCUCUCUCUCCGCUGCCGCCGCUGGUUCCUUCCCUCUCUCCACUGACACCGCCUCAGCCAUCUCCUUCGACGAGCUCGACCGCCUCCUCACGGCCAAAAACUUCCGUCAAGCCGAUGAGGAGACUCGCCGGCUUCUGAUCGCCCUCGCCGGCGAAGCUGCACAGAAACGAGGCUACGUCUACUUCUCGGAAGUACAAUUCAUUGCCGCCGACGAUCUGAAAGCCAUAGACGACCUCUGGCAGAAAUACAGCGACGGGAAAUUCGGGUACAGCGUACAGAAACGGAUAUUCGAGAAAAUGAACGGAGAUUUCACGAAGCUGUUCAAGAAACUUGGAUGGAUGAAGAAACUGGACACCGAAAUAGAGCAGUACAAUUACAGAGCAUUUCCGACGGAGUUCAUUUGGGAGCUGACGGAGGAGACGCCGGAGGGACAUCUUCCAUUGACAAAUGCCUUGAGAGGGACGCAGUUGAUGAGUAAAAUUCUGAGCCAUCCGGCAUUUGGGGACGCCAUUGAAGGAGAAACUGAAGAAAAAAGGGAAGAAAAAGUUGCAGAGGACGCCAUUGGAGGGUUGAAGAAGGGGUUGAAAUCGAUGAGUGACAGGCUUUUCAAAAGGGAUUACAGCUUUUGAAAUUGGAGAUUUUGGAGCGAACCCAUUGGAAUUGACACAGAAUUCGCAACUGGGUUGCUUCGAUUUGGAAUGAAUUCGGUUGAUUUUGUUCUUCA
This is a messenger RNA of Cucurbita maxima (winter squash), 1026 nucleotides long. Its product is annotated as tetrapyrrole-binding protein, chloroplastic-like. Gene Ontology annotation, cellular component: chloroplast. Gene Ontology annotation, biological process: chloroplast-nucleus signaling pathway. Bases 101 to 931 code for a protein of 276 amino acids. The record is from RefSeq and is a predicted model, not a curated record. The transcript has a single exon. Gene Ontology annotation, molecular function: tetrapyrrole binding. Lineage: Eukaryota; Viridiplantae; Streptophyta; Magnoliopsida; Cucurbitales; Cucurbitaceae.